AUGGUGAACAAAUUCAGGCUGCUCUUCUUUCUCUCCACACCCAAAAAAGGUACUGAUCUGCAGCCAUCACAUUCAACCGCUGCUAAUUGUUGCAGCAAGGAUGUUCUCGAUUCGGACAAUGAUCAGCAGGAAGAAGAGCUGGUGGCGGGGAGGAUUUCGGUGAAAGAGUACUUGAGACCGUCGGAGAGGCUGGUGUUCGAGCCGGUAGGCAGCACGAGGUCGAUACUCGAGGCCGCAAAAGUUCCCUUCCCGGACUGCGUGGUGGUGGCCGUGGAAACCGGUGAUCCGAGGGCGGAUUUUCGAGCUUCGAUGGAGGAAAUGGUGGAGGAGCUGCGGUUGGAUGGUGCGGAGCAGCUAGCUGGAUUGUUGGCGUGGUACUUGAGGAUGAAUGUGAAGGAGAACCGUUGCUACAUAGUUGAAGCAUUCGUUGACAUGUUUACAGCUUCCUCUGUUCUUGCUUCUAACACUAGCACACCACGGCUUAUGGGAUGGGCCGGAUAA
This is a messenger RNA of Linum tenue, 501 nucleotides long. Lineage: Eukaryota; Viridiplantae; Streptophyta; Magnoliopsida; Malpighiales; Linaceae. The record is from the annotation of a GenBank genome assembly.